AUGGCUUCCACCAACCCAGAGGCGGGCGAUCCUGUCCAUCGGAAGCAUGCUGUACACUUCAAAUGUGCCAACCACGGUCGCGUAGGCGAGGGCGGGAACACACCAUGCACCAAGAUGGCCACGAGCGUCUGCGGUCGCUGUGGGCUCGUCGCCUACUGCGGCGACAAGUGCAAGAAGCAACACGCCCAGCAGCACAAGAAGGACUGCGAAUCUGAGCUGCUCAAAGCAGGCUGGCAACCCGGCUGGGCCAAGGAGGGCCGCCCACCCUCCUUCCUGACCAACGGUGGCCGUCAGUCCCUCGUGCCGCCGUUCGGUUCUCUGAAAAAAUACCUCUGGGGAAAUGUCCCCGCCAUCGAUGUCGUCAAGCUUCAGAGCAAUGAAGGGACUGGCUUUAAGCAGGGCCUGGACAUGCUUUUCGCUGCCUCCGGUGACCUCCGCAACGCUGUCAUGUCCAUCGGCCAGCUGCCUGGAGAGUACAAGCACGCAGUUACGGUGGUACUCAACGAUAUUGACCCUGACGUCGUGGCUCGCAACGCCAUCUUUCUGCUCAUCUUCGCCACCGUCAAGGACAAGGACGUGGCGGCCGAGUGCGUGCUGCACCUAUUCUACUCUGCCUUUGUCACGGAGUCGCAUAUACAGAUUCUCGAGAGCAACAUCCGGCCGCUGGUGCGCGAGGUGUGCGAGAAGACCUCGGCAAAGGCCCCGGGCGCCUUGCUAGCCAAAACCUGGGCCUUUGGCGUCCAGGACGGCACCCAAGUCCGCCUGGUACUCACGAGACGCCAGUGGCUCGUCCUCCUUGCCAGGCUCGAGGCGCCGAGGAACUUCGAGCUGGCCCGGGCCAAGGCAGUCCGUGACAGGGUGGUCGACGCCCCCGGUCGGGUCGACUUCAGAGAGCGCUACAUGUUCUGCCAGAUUCCCAAAUGCCGCAUGGGCUAUGAGAAGUUCAAGUCGGACGGUAUUCUCCUUCCGUUCGGGGCCUCAAGAGCCGACUUCCUCGUCCCAAACCCCACGAUCUUCUAUGUGAAUGGGUGCUGGCCCAUGAACGACAGCGCGAAUCUAUUUGAUAGCUGGUCCCUUCCCGAGGUCCUGCGCUCGCAGAAGAGCCUGGCCAAGAGCGACACGAAUGGGGCGCUCUAUGAAUACGUUCUUGAGCGCUUCUGCCAGUUUCAUGACCAGCUGGCUGUCAGGAGAGUCUCCUUGGAGCUGCACUGUGUCGAUGCUCGUCGUCUGGGGGACUUCGUUGGUGACAGGAAAUUUGACCGUAUCGAUACCUCCAACAUUUCGGACGCGAACUACGUCGGCAUCGAAGACACUCUUCGUGUCCUCGGACCCUUACUCAAGAGCAGCGAGGUCAACAACAAGGCCACCAUCGUGACGAGCUUCCUCAAUGCCGUACCCUUCACUGCCGAAGCGAUGGGGCCCAUGUACCAGAAGAUGGAGAUGGCCAAAGCUAUGCCAAAGCUCAUGCCCUACAUUUUCAACCUUCCAGGGUCCAGCCGCGACCGGGCGCCAGAGUUGACUUUGGACGGGCGCGAUCCCGGGACAUCGAUGUGGAUGGUGGCCAUGGUCAUUAACAAGGCCAGGGACAUGGAUGGCGUCUUCGAAUUCUACAUGAUCAGCCACAGCUUCGACAAAGUUGCGGCCGCGGCCGGCGUCGAGAUGAAGAGAAGCAACACCAUCGUAGAAAAGUGGCCGCUCCGAUUCCCCUUCACCAGCGGCCCUCCCUCGGCCAAGGCGAGAAAGAAGUUCAACUUGCUGCUCUCUUCUGGCCACGUAGGCCAUGAACGCUACGUCGAGUGGAGGGUCGCCCGGAGCCCUGAGGCGUAG
Gaeumannomyces tritici R3-111a-1 is the source of this 1827-nucleotide messenger RNA. RefSeq lists its product as hypothetical. The record is from RefSeq and is a predicted model, not a curated record. The transcript has 6 exons. The coding region runs from base 1 to 1827 and encodes 608 amino acids. NCBI's taxonomy places the organism in Eukaryota, Fungi, Ascomycota, Sordariomycetes, Magnaporthales, Magnaporthaceae.